UUGGGCUCCGGGCUACCGGGACGGCCUGGGGUAACUGCGCAGCAGAUCCUUGAGUCCUGGCACUGGCCGAGCUCCUCUGGGCAUCCUGUCAUCCUUGGCGUCUCUCCCUUGGAGCCACCUUAUCCCUGGCUUGACACAGUCACAUUUUUGGGUGUAGGUUUGGAAAGAUGCUGCCUUUGGAGAAGGCGUUUGCCUCCCCCAGGAGCUCCCUGGUCCCUCAAGAACUGCCCAUUCCAGCUGCCAGAGUCCAGCAGGAGGAACCUGAGACCACGCCUAGGAGGUCCCCCGCCGACCUUGAGUUCUCCCGCUUGCGCUUCCGGGAAUUUGUCUACCAGGAGACUGCUGGACCCCACCAGACCCUGGCCCGGCUCCACGAGCUGUGUCGCCAGUGGCUGAGGCCUGAGGCACGUUCCAAGGAACAGAUGCUGGAGCUGCUGGUGCUGGAGCAGUUCCUGGGCAUCUUGCCUGACAAGGUCCGGCCGUGGGUGGUGGCACAGUAUCCCGAGAGCUGCAAGAAGGCGGCCUCCCUGGUGGAGGGCCUUGCUGAGGUCCUGGAGGAGCCAGGGAUGCUGUUGAGUUCCCCUGCUGGGUCAUCUUCAGCUUUCAGCGAGGGAGUGUGGGAGAGACACGCAGAGCCUCCACUGUUACAAGGUGGGCCAGCGAGUCCCAGCAGAAACCCUGGACCUGGGGAGGCCCUCGCACCCCCCGAGACUCCCUGGCCUGCUCCAAACCCUGUGCUUCCAGAACAGGGGAAUGUUGGGGAAGAAAGGACUGAAGAGGCCAGCCCUGCCAAAGUUGAGCCGAAGAAGCUAAGGUCGUUUCCAGAGGAGCCUCGACCCAUGGGGGAGUGGGGCCACCUGGACCCUGCCGAGGAGAACUUGAAGAGCUACAGGAAGCUGCUCCUGUUGGGGUAUCAGCUUUCCCAGCCUGAUUUUGCCUCCAGGCUGGACACAGAGGAACUUCGGUUGGUGGAAAGAGACUCGCCAGGAGGCAGCCUCUCAGGUGGCGGGAGGUGGCAGGAAAGCACAGGGAGCAUGGGUGAGGAAGCGUCCAUGCGUGAGACGCUGAUGGAGAGUCUCACAGGGGGCACUCCUAUCAACCCCUCAUCGGGCACCAUCCAGGAGGAGGAAGAGCAGCCUUGGGAGGUUCUGGAUCCUCAAGACAGGGAGUUGAGCCCUGUCACCAUGGCUCAGAGACAGUCAGUCAUCCAGAAGCCAGCCCAGACCACCCCGCUGCCAGGCCUUGGAACCAAGAGGCCCUACCCAGAGGAUGGGGGUGGACAGGGCCUUGAGUGUGUCUCUAGCCGGAGCAUCUGCCAGCCCCGCCACGGGAGGAAGGAGCCUGGUGCAGCGGGCCAUGGUGCAGGGUUCCUGGCUGGGCAGGACCCGGGUACCUCUGCUGCCGGCUGCCCUGUGGCCGCUGUGCCAGGAGCAUCCCGAGGGAAGCCCUACACCUGCAGUGAGUGUGGGGAGGCCUUCGCAUGGCUCUCACACCUCAUGGAACAUCACAGAGGCCACAGCGGCAGGAAGCGCUAUGCAUGCCAGGGCUGCUGGAAAACCUUCAACUUCAGCCUGGCUCUGGCCGAGCACCAGAAGACCCAUGAGAAGGAGAAAGGCUAUGUGUUGGGGGGGGCCUUGGGCCCCCACCCUGGCACACGUGACACCCACAUUAGUGGGAGGAUGGGUGGGCUCCCAGAGUGUGUGGAAAGUGAUGUGUUUCCUGUGCAGCCUGAGGCACAGGGGUGAACCACUGUGCUGUAAGUGUCUCAUGAGAGGGACUGCCUUGCCUGGCUGGGAGUCCCAAGCAAUAUGUCAGACUCCCUAAAAACCCUUGCGUGGUGGCUUCCUGUUGGUUUCUGUGUGGACAUAAGUCAGCUUAUGUUCUAAAUGAGCUAGUGUGGCUAAAGCACUUAGAGCCGGGACAGGCCCACAGGAAGCCCUCACCUCCUUGUGUACACCCCCUGAGUGUAAGCCGCUGGAUGUGAAAGACUCCGCUUGCUUCUGCAGCCAUCUUAGCACCACCCACAUGCUAGAUUGUUUGACAUUGUGCAACGUGUAGAGUUGCCUUAAGGUGUGUGAUCUUUCUUGAAGUCAUCCUUGCUUCAGUUCCUCCUGUUUGAGCUCCCCAGGGUUGUUCAAGCAGAAAUCUUGCUAGCUGUUUUGGUCUUUUUGUAAAUGUGUGAUGUCAAGUUCACUUCUGAAUCCCGAAAAGCGGAAACUGUUUCCUUGUGUAACUCACAUGUCUUUACCUGUAUGGAGUGGCUUACAUAAAGAUGGCAAAAUCACCUGGAGCCUAAUAAUGCAGGCUUUUCAGACUGUGGGUCCCAGCCCAUUAGUGAAUUGUGAAAUCAAAUUAGUGGGUAUUACAAAGCAAUGAAGUAGAAUAAAAUAGGUCAAAUGCAUCAUGUAGUAAAGGCAAAUAUUGUUUUGUGAAACUUUUUAGUCAUAUAUCUAAAUAUGAGAACUGCUUGCAAUGUAAAAUGUAUUUCUUACUGGGGGGUUGUGAUCAAAAUAGGUUGAAAACACUAAUAAAGGUUGACAAGGAGAUCAUUGUGUCUGCCAGAGCAAAGAGAACUAAACUCUUUGGGCUACACUGGGUGAUCUUUUGCUUUUUGCAUUUAAUCUCAGAUUAUAGCAUUGUUUCCAUUGCCUGAGCUUAAAUUUAAUUGCUCCCUGUAGAUACAGAAGCUGGUGCCUCUUUCUGUCACUGUGUUUGAGCAGGCAAUCUGUUGUAAUGGCCCCCAAAUCACAGAAGCUUAACAUAAUAAAGAUUUAUUUCUUCACUCACA
Galeopterus variegatus (Sunda flying lemur) is the source of this 2788-nucleotide messenger RNA. It is a transcript of the gene ZSCAN18, whose product is annotated as zinc finger and SCAN domain containing 18. NCBI's taxonomy places the organism in Eukaryota, Metazoa, Chordata, Mammalia, Dermoptera, Cynocephalidae. Bases 168 to 1745 code for a protein of 525 amino acids. The record is from RefSeq and is a predicted model, not a curated record. The transcript has 7 exons.